Messenger RNA from Henningerozyma blattae CBS 6284, 777 nucleotides. RefSeq names its product Ste50p (gene STE50). NCBI's taxonomy places the organism in Eukaryota, Fungi, Ascomycota, Saccharomycetes, Saccharomycetales, Saccharomycetaceae. Bases 1 to 777 code for a protein of 258 amino acids. The transcript has a single exon. The record is from RefSeq and is a predicted model, not a curated record. Gene Ontology annotation, biological process: signal transduction.
AUGAUGGAUUAUGAAAAUUGGAGUAUUGAAGAAACUAGUAUCUGGGCCGAUAAGUUCGAAUUAGGAGAUAAAUUUUUAGAACAUGGGAUAGAUGGAAGCCUGUUAAAAGAAUUGGAGAUGAAUGAUUGUAAAGAGAUAUGUGGAGGUGAUAAGAAGAAAGCUGUGAUGUUGAAGAUGAAUCUCAACCAGUUGGUGGAUGAUGGAGGUGAAGGUGAGAGGAAAGAGAUUGUUGCUGCGUUAAAGAAUCUUUAUAAUUGUGUGAAUCAAAAAUUGAUAGAUUAUCAGUCACAAUAUAGUCGAUUACGGCUUGAUGUAUUGGAAUUAUCCAAGAGUGCAGGGGUUACCACUGGAGCAGGGACUGUAGCAGCAGGAGUAGGAGUAGGAACAGGAACAGGAGCCAAUAGUGGAGCUAUCAGUAACACACCGUCGCCCACAGAAAUGGAUCAUCCCUCGAAGGAGAAUCUUGUUAAAGAAAGUACACCUAGUAUGAAUGAACCGUUGAAACAUCUUCGAGCAUCGAAAGAUGAUUCGUGUGAGAGAAUAUUACGUAGCGCAAUGAAAAGAUAUAAAUUAAACGAUCAAGAUUGGAAACAAUAUGUAUUAGUUAUUUGUUAUGGUGACCAAGAAAGGAUCUUGGAAUUGGAUGAAAGACCGGUGGUAAUCUUUAAGAAUCUAAGGCAAAGAGGGUUACAUCCAGCGAUAAUGUUAAGACGGCGAGGAGAUUUUGAAGAGUUGGAUAUAAAUGAUAUGGAUCCUACGCCUGGAGGGAAGUUAUAG